Molecule: messenger RNA, 966 nt
Organism: Fragaria vesca subsp. vesca
Lineage: Eukaryota; Viridiplantae; Streptophyta; Magnoliopsida; Rosales; Rosaceae
Product: adenylyl-sulfate kinase 1, chloroplastic-like
Exons: 7
Coding region: 175-966 (263 amino acids)
Biological process (GO): sulfate assimilation
Molecular function (GO): ATP binding; adenylylsulfate kinase activity
Source: RefSeq, a predicted model, not a curated record
CGCCGUUCCGAACCGACACAGACCCCCCAUUUAACUCCCUCCACCGCCACCACACACCCACCUCUCCCUCCAAAAAGAAAAUUUCCCAAAAAAACCACUCUAUAAAUAUCUUGAUCGUUUAGUCAUUCUUUCCAAGUCUUUGUUUCGGAUUUGGGUUGUUAUAUUUGCGAGACAAUGCAAGCCAGCCAAUUGCAAUGGGCGUCGUCGCCGAAGCUCGGUGCAGAGAAGAUUGAAACGUCGUCGUCUUGCUCGAAGCUGGGUUUUGUGAGCUUCAAGAGGAGGGGUUCGUUUGUGGUUAAGGCCAUGGCCGUGAAUUUGAGUUCAGAUAAAAAUGGGAGCUUGUUGUCUUCGAUUGGAAAUUCGACCAAUAUUCAGUGGCACCAGUGCUUGGUGAAGAAAGAGGACAGGGAGAAUUUGCUUAAGCAGAAAGGGUGUGUUAUAUGGAUCACUGGGCUCAGUGGAUCAGGGAAGAGCACUGUGGCUUGUGCUUUGAGUGGGAGCUUGUACAGCAGGGGGAAGCUGGUUUAUGUUCUAGAUGGGGACAAUGUGAGGCAUGGCUUGAAUCGCGACCUUAGUUUUAAAGCAGAAGAUCGCGCAGAGAACAUAAGGAGGAUUGGGGAGGUGGCGAAGCUGUUUGCCGAUGCUGGAGUCAUUUGUAUUGCUAGCGUGAUUUCUCCUUAUAGAAGGGAUCGUGAUGCCUGCCGUGCGUUAUUGCCUGCUGGAGAGUUUAUUGAGGUAUUCAUGGACAUUCCACUCGAUGUUUGUGAGGCCAGAGACCCCAAGGGACUCUAUAAGCUUGCACGUGCAGGGAAGAUCAAAGGUUUUACUGGGAUUGAUGAUCCAUAUGAGUCUCCACUUAAUUGUGAGAUAGCGUUAAAGCAUAAAGAAGGAGAAUGUAUGUCCCCAUGUGAGAUGGCUGAAGAAGUGAUUUCUUACUUAGAAGAGAAGGGGUUCCUCCAGGCUUAA